Molecule: messenger RNA, 1928 nt
Organism: Suillus fuscotomentosus
Lineage: Eukaryota; Fungi; Basidiomycota; Agaricomycetes; Boletales; Suillaceae
Exons: 15
Coding region: 153-1727 (524 amino acids)
Molecular function (GO): GTP binding
Source: RefSeq, a predicted model, not a curated record
CAGCUCGUGACUUACGUAGUAGUAGAGCACCGGCGUAGCUUUCUUAUCGCAACGUUCUUGUGAUCCACGUGUUUUCUAGUUUAUAAUCAACAGGGUGUGCCGUUAACCUAGCUCGGAGGAGAACUCUUCCCUCAGAAAUCAAGUCCGACCCCAUGGCUAAUGCUCUUCACCCUCUCCCCAUCUACGGUAUCACCGUCGAUUUUAGCAAGUUGAAAACGAAUAGAGAAUCUGCUGAAGUACGGAUUGGCAAAUUCAAUUCGCCAAUUAAACGCGCAGAAGGAAAGAGUUUAUGCGAGACGUUUUCUCCACCCAUAAUGUUUUCUCGCGGGGAUAUAUUUUCCUUACAUGUGCGGUACAAGGCACGUUUUGUGAUGAAGACCAAAGACAUUACUCUCGAUCCAGAUGACAUUUUCCUGGCAACUGGUGGACAAGAAUACAUCAAGUUGUAUAAAAAAAUCCGGAUCGUUGUCAACCUUUCCGGCAAUACCUCAACUAAAGCUGAACAGGCUGCCUCUUCCGGCCAAAGCUCUGGGCUCCUACCUACUACUUCCGCCAUAUUUGAGAAGUGUCCUCGGUUCCGAAUUCUGGUAAUGGGAAAGGUAGGUGUUGGGAAGUCAUCCCUGAUCGACCACGUAUUUGGAGUAGACAAACAACAAAUCAUCGAGCACAAUAAGCCAGGCGAGGCUAUCAUCGACAAGGAGUUCACCUCACCUGAGAACGACAGGUUCGUUCUCCACGAUAGCAAAGGUUUCGAACCAGGGGAAGUAGAAAACCUCACAAUAGUCCGAAAAUUUAUCGAACGUCGGAGGAACAUGCCGGAUUUGAAAGAUCAGCUGCAUGCUGUUUGGCUUUGCUUUCAGAUACCCCAUGCAGGCGGACGUCUACUAGAGACAGGAACGGAGGAUUUCUUGAAUCGAAACGUGAUGGAACCUGGGGAACGUUGUGUCAAUCAGCAUCUUGCACCCGAGGCCGCGGUGAUGACCUCCGUCGCUCAGCGAGUGCAUCCUGGACUCAAAAUAGAUGCAUUAAUUAAGAUUGGCAAACAAAGAUACUGGAAGGCGCUCUCAUCAUGUCCAAUGUUCAAAAAACACCAGAUGCAGGAUUGUCUACGCGUGCUUCAUAACGACAUCAUCGAUGUGUGGAACUUCCGUGACCCUCAUCAUUACUUGCGCAGCCAAGAGUUCAGGGAUUUGAUGAUGAAAAUGACCGAUAAGACACAAGCUGGAUCUACAGCUAAUCCCAACACGACCUUGAAAUUUGGGUUAUCCAUGGUUGGCACUAUUGCGGGCAUCGUGUCCGCAUUAGCGGGACCUGCAGCUCCCAUCGUAGUACCAAUCGCAGCAGGCGCCGUGGUCGUCGUAUGGGUUCGCGAUGUAUACAAGAUGUCUCACGUGGUGCUUCAGCGCUUCAUGGCCUACAUUAUGCACUUGACACUUGUGUUGCAGACACUUUUUAUCGUGUCAGAAAGCCGGGAACUCACUCGUAGGGCCAUCAAGCUCGCAGUCAAAUCCUACUCCGCCUCCUCAAUAAGCGAAGAGGUUCUUACUCGGAUUCAGGAUUAUGUUGGGGGAUUGGCUGUCUUGGAACACGCGGAUAAGGACACCUUGGACAAAAUCGAAGAGAUGAUGCAAUUUUACAAGAUCGAUGGGGCACAAAUCACCGAACUUGCAGCACAAAUGUCCAACCUUCAGACAAAUAUUUAUUUGUUACCAGACGAACCAUGGUAAAUCGAGAAGUCGUAGCACUCGAUUGUUUCUUUCUUGGAUGGUUUGGGCGUGGGCGGUGUUCGAGUGUUGACGCGAUUACAGACAGUGCUCGCUUGUACUAUACAACUGGAUUUACUAUACCCGAUCGUAACAAUGUAACCUAUGCUCUACUGUGUUCUAUGUACUUAGUGCUGCUAGAUUUUACUCGAGCCUCCAACGUGC